UGUCUGUGCGGCUCAGUAAAAUGGCUGUAUCUCGCAGAGCCUCGUGCUGGUUUGCUCCGUUCGGUGCCUAUACUCUCGCUCAGUAAUAGAACCCCUACAAUAUUGUGUGUCGGUUUUUAUGCAUCCUUUGGAUUUAAUAUUACGUGUCCAAUUAUUUUAACAUCGGAAACAGGAGAGGAAACCGGAUUCGGUCCGGUGAAAUGGAUUGGGAAUGAGUCGGGACAAAGAUAAAUGGUUAUAAACAAUUAUUUAUAUUCAAUGUUAGCGUUUGAUUGUGACUGACUCGCCGAGAGGGGGUAUCAUGGCCGCUCAGGUCGCCAGCGCCGCCACUCUCAACACUAGCCCGCCUUCCGAACUAAAAAAACCGGAUCGAGACCCAAAGGAGGAUUCGGUACCGGGGGAAAAGCAACAGGAAAACAAACAAUUGGGAUUAGGGAGCGGAUCUCCAGGUCGGGGGGAUCUGCAUGACGGGGCCGAUGUGGGAAAUGCAGGGGGAGGAGGGGAACCUGAGAUGAAGAACGGGAACGGGAACCCGUCCAGGGCUAAUAAUAAUCAGAAUGAUUCCAUCGGAUCCGAGGGGAGUAAUCACCCCGGGAUGGUACACCACCAUGGGUCCGGUUUUCCACCACCUUCUUAUGGAUACAGUCAACACUACGGCCGGGCCCCUUUUCAUCAACAUGGCGGACAACAAAGCCCUGGCAUGGCAGCUGCUACAGGUCCAGCCGUGCAGUCGAGCAACAUGAUGGACCCAUAUCAACCCAAUUCGCACGACCAUGGCUUUUCUAACCACCAGUUUAACAAUUACAAUCCAUUCCCGAACAGAACUCCUUAUCCUGGCCAAGGAUACGGCAUGAACUCCCCGCGUAAUACCCAGGCUCCGGCAGCUGGGGGACAGCCAGCUAAGCAGCAACCAGCAGGAGGACCCACAUCAAUGGCUGCAUCUUACAAUAAUCAAAGAUAUAAUAUGGGAAAUCCACAGCCAACUUCCACCCCGACCCUAAACCAGCUCCUAACCUCCCCAAGCUCUACGCGGGUAUAUCCAAAUUACCCAUCUAGCGAUUAUAGUAAUCAGGAAGGAGCUAGUAAGGGACCAACAGACAUGGGCAAUAGCGGUCAGUAUGGAGGGGGCAAUCCGGGUUGGCAACAAAGGACCCAUCACCCGCCGCCUAUGAGCCCGGGAAGUACAGGUCAACCACUAGGUAGAACCCAGCCCCCAGGUGCAAUGGAUCCAAUGACGAAGAUGAGGGGCCAGGCAUUUGGCGGGGGCAGUCCAUACUCACAACAGCCUGGGCAGGGGCCACCCCCAGGGGCCCAGCAGGGUCCUGGAUACCCUGGCCAGGGCUACGGUCCCCCCGGCCCCCAAAGAUACUCGGUGGGCAUGCAGGGACGGCCCCCUGCGGGGAUGGGGGCAAUGCAGUAUGGGCAACAGAUGGCCUCCUAUGGACAGCAGGGACCAGGAGGUUAUGGCCCACAGGGCCAGGGGCCCUACUAUGGCCAACAGGGCCAGCCUUCCCACCCGGGUCAGCAUCAAGGGCCUUACCCCCAGACCCCUCCUGGACAGCAGGGUGGACAGAGUCCCUACCCCCAGCAGGCCCAGACGUCGGCCCCGCACUCCCAAGGCGGGCCACCCUAUCAGCAGCCACCCCACUUGCCCCCCCAAUCCCAGGGCCCUCAGCCGGGUCCGUCUCAAGGGCAGUCUCAGCAGCCCUACUCCCAGUCCCAGGGGCCUACCAAUCUGCCUCCGCUGCAGGCAAACUCCCAGGCUUCGGCAGCCUUGCAGGCCCAGCACAGCUAUCCACCGGCACAGGGCCCGCAGCAGUCCCAAACACCUGCCCAACAGCCGCCUCAGCAACCACAGGGCCAGCCGGCUUCCUAUUCCCAGAAUCCUCCACAACAAACUGCUCCAUCACAGCAGUCAACGUACCAACGCUUCCCUCCUCCGCCUCCGCAGGAGAUGUCCCAGGACUCGUUCAGCUUGCAAUCCAGUGGCCCUCCCUCCAACCCGCCGAAAAGCGGCUCGGAGGACGUCAGCAUGCAAGGUCGGCCAUCCAGUCUACCGGUGAGUCCUCACCCAACCUGCACAAAGGAUCUCUCAGGUUCCAUUGAUGACUUGCCCACUGGUGCGGAAGGCGCUCUAAGUCCUGGUGUGAGCACUUCAGGUGUGUCGAGCAGCCAGGGCGAGCAGAGCAACCCGGCCCAGUCUCCCUUCUCCCCCCAUACCUCACCCCAUCUGCCGGGCAUCCGAGGGCCCUCACCAUCACCUGCCGGUUCCCCCGCCAGUGCCACCACUUCACGCACAGGGCCCCUCUCACCCUCCACUAUGCCAGUGACCCAGAUUCCCCCUAGACCAUCAAGUGGGCAGUCUGAUGGGAGUUUGCACCAAGCCAUGAGUCAGUCACCCAUGGCCCAGGAAAGAGGGUUCAUGCAGAGGAACCCCCAGAUGCCUCCUUACGGCUCGCCCCAGUCUGCAGCAGCCCUGUCACCCCGACCAUCCUCUGGGAGCCAAAUCCACCCUGGGAUGGGGCCUUACCAGCAGCAGAACAACUCCAUGGGGGUGUACGGGCCUCAGGGUGGCCAGUAUGGGCCGCAAGGUUACCCCCGGCAACCUGGCUACAGCAACAUGCCCAAUGCCAACUACCCUGGCCCUGGCAUAGGCAAUCCUAUGAACCCCAUGUCUGGACAAGGAGGUCCUCCAUACACAGGAAUGCCCCAGGGUAGAGUUCCUCCAGGUCAGAUGGGCGCACGUCCCUAUGGUCCCAACAUGCCCCCCAUCAUGGGUCCCAACAUGCCGCCCAACAUGGGUCCCAACAUGCCACCUCAGGUGGGCUCAGGGAUGUGCCCCCCCCCCGGGCUUAACAGGAAGGCCCAGGAGUCAGCCGCCAUGCAGCACACCGCUACUAACUCCAUGCACAGCAGGAUGCCGGGCUACGCCAACAUGUCUUCUGGCAUGAUGGGCUCCGGGGCCCCCUACGGUCCUUCAAUGAACAACAUGCCUGGCAUGAUGAACGCGCAGGGUGGCCCUCCUUUUCCUAUGGGUCCCAACAUGGCCAAUAACUCUAGCGGUAUGGCCCCCAGUCCAGAUUAUGGUAUGGAUGGGAAAAUGAACCAAGGCCAGAAGAUGAACAACAAAGUGGAUGGAGCCCCAAAAGCUGAACCGACUAAAUCCAAGAAGUCAAGCUCUUCCACAACAACCAACGAGAAGAUCACACGCCUUUACGAGCUGGGCCCCGAGCCUGAGAGAAAAAUGUGGGUGGAUCGUUACCUCAGUUUCGUUGAGGAGAAAGCCAUUGGGAUGACUAACUUGCCUGCCGUGGGCCGCAAGCCCCUGGACCUUUUCAGGCUCUACAUCUCAGUCAAGGAAAUUGGAGGCUUUGCCCAGGUGAACAAGAACAAGAAGUGGCGCGAACUGUCCACCAACCUUAAUGUGGGCACGUCGAGUAGCGCCGCCAGCUCCCUGAAGAAGCAGUACAUCCAGUGUCUGUAUGCCUUCGAAUGCAAAGUGGAACGUGGAGAGGACCCCCCUCCGGAGAUCACUGACAGCAAGAAGGCAAACCAGGCCAAGGUCCAGCCACCCUCCCCAGCUGGAUCAGGCUCUCUCCAGGGCCCUCAGACCCCCCAGUCCACCAGCAGUUCCAUGGCCGAAGGUGGUGACCUGAAGCCUCCGACACCCGCCUCUACCCCACAUCCGACCCAGAUGACGCCCAUGCCACCCGGAGCCAGGAACAGUGUCGCGCUGCAGGACCCGUUUGCCGACGGCGGUGACCCAGCAUUUCCCAGGAGGAACUCCAUGACUCCUAACUCUGGUUACCAGUCAGGCAUGAGCACCCCAGAGAUGCCAGGGCGCAUGGGUCCGGGGCCCUACGAAGGUCCCGGACCCAACAAGGACCCCUUCGGGGCCAUGCGGAAAGUUGGGGAGCAGUUCUUGCCUGCAACUCAGGGUCCUAACAGCGGGAUGGCCGAGGCGCAGCAGUUUAACCGUGGGCCUCCUCCAGGGUCUAUGGGGAGCAUGCCGAUGGCUCAGAGACAGCAGUAUGGACCUGGACCUUACGGACCAGGUUACGAGAGGAGGUCAGAACCUGGGAUGGGCCCCGAAGGCAGCAUGGGAUCUGGUGCACCGCAGCCAAACCUGAUGCCUUCCGAUACUGGGAUGUACUCGCCAAACCGCUAUCCACCGCAGCAGCAGUCAAGACAUGAUUCCUAUGGUAAUCAGUAUCCUGGUCAGGGCACGCCCCCUGGUGGCGCCUACCCCAAUCAUCAGCCGGGAAUCUACUCUCAGCAACAGAAUUACAAGCGUCCUGUGGAAGGGGGUUACCCUCCGCCAAAGCGUCAUGAGGGAGAGAUGUACAGUGGCCCUUUCAGCGGUGGGCCGCCUCCGCAACAACCGCCGCAACAACCGCCUCAGCCAGGGGCCUCCUCUGCGCCAUCUGCUGGCCAGCCAGAGAUGUACCAACCCCAGUAUAGUGCCGGCACCUUCCCUGGCGCUGACCGUCGCCCGCCCGGAUCUCAGGGCCAAUUCCCCUUCCCCUUCAAUAGGGAGCGGUUGCAGGCAGCCCCAGGGCCCAGUGCCCAGCCAUCCAUGCCCCCUCAGAUGAUGCAGCCGGGCCCUGAAGGCCCCCAGGGAGGCAUUUGGCAGGGCCGCGGGGAUAUGAGCUAUCCCGGCAACUAUCCCAACCGGCAGGGCAUGCCUCCGGGUGGUCCCGCACAGGGACCUGGUUACCCUGGCAUGAACCGCGGCUCAGAGGAAAUGAUGUCAUCGGAGCCACGCUCAAACCACGAAGGCCAAUGGGGGCCGGGGCAAAUGGGUCCUCGGCAGCCGCCCUACGGACCCGGAGGAGCAGGCCUGCCCAUGACCCGCACACUACAGUCCAACUACCAAUCCGCUCAGGCCAUGCAGAACCACAUUCCACAAGUUUCCAGUCCUGCCCCUAUGCCCCGCGUGGGGGGGGCGGGGGGCAUGGAGAGCCGGACAUCGCCCAGCAAAUCACCCUUCAUGCACGUUGGCAUCAAGAUGCAGAAGGCGGGGCCACCAGUUCCCGCCUCUCACAUUGUGCCCCAGUCAGUGCAAUCACCCCUGGUCCGGAGAGACAUGCCCUUUCCCGCCGGCUCAGUUGAGGCCACCCAUCCGAUACUAAAACCCCGCAGACGCCUUACCACAAAAGAUAUCGGGACACCCGAGGCUUGGCGAGUGAUGAUGUCCCUGAAGUCUGGCCUGCUGGCUGAGAGCACGUGGGCCCUGGACACCAUCAAUAUCCUCCUGUAUGACGACAACAGCAUCUCCACCUUCAACCUAAAUACGCUUCCUGGUCUGCUUGAGCUGGUGGUGGAGUACUUCCGCCGCUGCCUCAUUGAGAUCUUUGGCAUCCUGCGUGAGUAUGAGGUGGGAGACCCUGGCCAGAGGACGCUACUGGACCCUGAUGCUCUGACCCGAGACUGUUGUGCGGAAGACGAAGAACCAGAGGAGAUGGAGCUGGAUGAGGAGGAGGAGGAUGGCGAUGACGUGGAGGUGGAGAUGGUGCAGGAGCGUUCAAAACAGCAAGCGGGUGAGACAACUGAGGCACAGGUGAAGCAGGAGGGUGAGCAGGAGCCAUGUUCAGAACAAGACGACCGAAAAGAGGAAGUGGACCAAGACAAGGAAAGGAGCUCUUCGUCGGAGCGGGCCAGCUCUUCAAUAGACUCUGCUGCCCAAGGCCCGGACAACCCAAUCGAGAGACCCAAACAAGCCAGCAAGUUCGACAAGCUCCCACUCAAGGUUGUUCGGAAGAAAGACCCGUUUGCUGCGGGCAGAGCAAGCCAGAGGGGUAAAGUGCAGGUGUUUGACAGUGGACUUCUCCACUGGAGUGCUGGUGGAGGAGACAACACAGAACACAUCCAGACCCACUUCGAAAGGAGGGAAGGUUUUAUGGAGCUGCGAGAACGAGUGCCAGUCCUUUCCUCAAGCCUGAGGAAAACCGCAGAAUCCCCAGGGGUCAAGGAAAACCUAGCAGAGAAAGACAAAGAAAUGGAAUCGGAAGGUCUGGGGCCCUCCAACGCAUUAUCUGCCGACAAGGCCUCGGCCAUCACCGAAGAGGCAAAGCCCGAGCACUCAUGUGCCGAGAUCGAGGAGAGGUCGCCGACCGAUGGGCCCCAGAGCCAGCAGGAGAAUGACCGAAAAAGCAUCCCUCUUGCUCGGCAGGUCCCACAGCGUGUGGUGGAAGACGAGCCUCACAGCAAAGACGAGGGUCCGCUGGUCAUGCUGGCCAGCUGGCAGGACGCCCUGGCCCGCCGCUGCAUCUGUGUUUCCAACAUCGUGCGGAGCCUCUCCUUUGUGCCCGGCAACGACCAGGAGAUGUCCAAACACCCAGGUCUUAUGCUGCUUCUCGGCCGCCUCGUGCUGCUCCACCACCGCCACCCUGAGAGGAAGCAGGCCCCGCUCACCUAUGAGAAGGAGGAGGAAACCGACGAGGGGCUUGGCCAGCGGGAUGAAUGGUGGUGGGACUGCCUGUCUCUACUCAGGGAGAACUGCCUGGUCACCUUAGCCAACAUCUCCGGCCAGCUGGACCUGUCCAUCUACCCUGAGAGCAUCUGCCUGCCACUGCUGGACGGACUCCUCCACUGGGCAGUUUGCCCCUCUGCCGAGGCCCUGGACCCCUUCCCCACGCUUGGACCCCACAGUGCGCUGUCCCCCCAAAGACUGGUCCUGGAGACCCUGAGCAAGCUGAGCAUCCAGGACAACAACGUGGACCUGGUCCUGGCUACGCCGCCCGUCAGCCGCCUGGAGAAGCUAUACGGGACACUUGUGCGGCUUGUUGGGGAGAGGAAGGUGGCCGUCUGCAGGGAGAUGUCGGUGGUGCUGCUGGCUAACUUGGCCCAGGGUGACAGCAUGGCUGCGCGGGCCAUCGCUGUGCAGAAGGGCAGCGUGGGCAACCUCCUGGGAUUCCUGGAGGACAGCCUGGCUGCCACUCAGCUCCAGCAGAGCCAGAGUUCUCUGCUGCACCUUCAGGGGAUGCACUUCGAGCCCACAAGCAAUGACAUGAUGCGGCGGGCUGCCCGAGCCCUGCACGCCUUAGCCAAGGUGGAGGAGAACCACUCAGAGUUCACGCUCUACGAGUCACGCCUCCUUGACCUAUCCGUGUCGCCGCUCAUGAACUCUGUGGUGUCUCAUGUCAUCUGCGAUGUACUGUUUCUGAUUGGCCAGUCAUGACAGCUGUAGGGAGCUUUGGCUCCACCUCCUCUGAGCUUUGUCCCUGUCCCUUUGCCCCCCCCCCCCAUCUCCUCCGGGUUACAAACUGGCUUGUAUGUGUUUAGGGGGUAGGGAAAGCUCAAGUGACUGUUUUUAAUUUAUGCAAACCUUACAGAUUCCACUCUCUGAGUCCCCUUCCCCCUGUUCUCAACAUGAGGGAUUUCACCAGGGAGCAGCCAUUGGGUGGAUUUACAGACCGGAGACUCAACAAGCUGACACAACUUGUAACUUUAAAGCCAACUAGAUGAAAAGAGCAGAGCACCUGGGUUUGGGGUGUUCCACAGUUUUUUUUGGGGGGGGGGGGGGGGGGG
Esox lucius (northern pike) is the source of this 7530-nucleotide messenger RNA. It is a transcript of the gene arid1aa, whose product is annotated as AT rich interactive domain 1Aa (SWI-like). The transcript has 20 exons. Gene Ontology annotation, molecular function: DNA binding; nucleosome binding. Bases 302 to 7180 code for a protein of 2292 amino acids. Lineage: Eukaryota; Metazoa; Chordata; Actinopteri; Esociformes; Esocidae. Gene Ontology annotation, biological process: chromatin remodeling; regulation of transcription by RNA polymerase II; positive regulation of DNA-templated transcription. Gene Ontology annotation, cellular component: SWI/SNF complex; nBAF complex; nucleoplasm. The record is from RefSeq and is a predicted model, not a curated record.